GAAUGAGAGGUAUUAAAUAUCCCUCCACUGCCAAUAAGGAAUAUUGAGUUACACGAAUUGAUGUACUUUUCAGUUUUCACUCGGCUUUUUCUCAUUGACGCGUGGAAAUAGUUAAGUACUGCAGGUGUUCGCCCUUCCCUCCCCCGUAGUUCGCACCAUUGCAUCAGCCCCAGCCAAGUUUCAACGGUUAGGACCUUAAAUCGCAACUCAAACAUCAUAGCUCCAUCGUUACGAAUCUCCCAUUUAUGUCCCUCACUUUACAGUCUCAUUGUUCAGCUUCAUCUAUGCCUUAUUAUUCAGACACCGAGCUCGGUUUGUACCCCACUCCUAUCCUUAAGACUAAGGCGGACUGGCCUCUCUGGAUUCAGUCUAUCGUUCGCCGAGCGUGCCGAACUGGAGUGUGGGAAUAUAUCAAACCCAACGGUCCCAACUUCCCACCGCAGUCUCCAGAGCUUACCGACGAGGAAUUUGACAAACUGCCUCCAGACGAGAAACUUUACCUUGAGAGAGAAGGCCCUACUAGAGACCUUGCCUGGGAAGGAAUAUGGUGGCUGAUGGAUGACAUGUUGUUUUCACUCCCCGAGGGGUGUGGUUGUAGAGUAUAUUUGGACUGUAUGGACUCUCCACGAUAUUGGCUAGAGACCAUCAGGGAAUAUUUCGGAGUAUCAGAGAGUGAGCUGUCGACGCUGAGACCCCGAACAUGAUCGAGCUCUACUCAACCACCUCUGGUCUCCUUCCCUCCAACUCCAUACGCAAUGCCUGGGCGUAAGACGACCUUGCCGCGAUGUCGGUACGACCUCAAAUUUCGAUAUUAAGACUGUUACUACUUCAGUAUGGGCCGGAUGCCACAGGGCUGGAAACUCAGGGAAAACAUCAUCCGGAAGCUUACGAAGAUCAUGCUGGAAAACAUGGAAACGAGAAGAAUGAUUCUACAGAUCUUGCCAAAGGAGGGAAUCGAACUACUUCAUUGGUUCUCAACCGUCUCGUCAAUAUCAUGUGGAUCGGUGGGAUUCGAGAACUCGUCCUCGGGGGGUCGUAGCCAGGAGUUCUACCUGGGAACCUAGUCUGUGAUCAUGUUUGCAACAACUUCAACCAGGUUCUCGGACUAUGCCCCUGCCUCCGGAGUUUUCAAAAUGGGGGACAGCCAC
This is a messenger RNA of Eremomyces bilateralis CBS 781.70, 1148 nucleotides long. RefSeq lists its product as uncharacterized. The transcript has a single exon. NCBI's taxonomy places the organism in Eukaryota, Fungi, Ascomycota, Dothideomycetes, Eremomycetales, Eremomycetaceae. The coding region runs from base 246 to 704 and encodes 152 amino acids. The record is from RefSeq and is a predicted model, not a curated record.